AGAGAGAGAGAGAGAGAGAGAGAGAGAGAAAGAAAAACAAGUCCUCCCGCUAAAAAAAAGCCCCUAUCGUCGACUUCUCGUCCAAACAACAUCGCAAAUCCAAUGUCCAAUCCUCCACCCACUACUAAGGAAACUUCUCUUCGCAUUUCUCACGACAUUUCUUCCUGAGUCCUUCUUCAUCAUUGGGAAAAACGGGUCUCAUUUUCGGCAGGCAGGCACUGAAACACGAGGCCCUCAAGGCAUGGUAUCUCCGGUGUAUCUGGGGCCUAUGGGAGGAGCCCGAGCUCGAGUCCCUGGCGGCGAUGACGGGGCCCUCUUGGCUGUUGGUGCUCAGGUCGACGGCGGCGGCGGCGGCGCUGGCCAAUGUAAAGACGGUGAGAAGGCGGAAAUCUUCAUUUUGAGAGGGUAGAGAGGAUAUGUGAGGCUUGGUUCUGAUGUUUGUCUGAGUGAUGGAGGUUAUGAUGGAGGUGAUGAUGUAGGUGAUGAGAAACGAGGUUCAAAGAUGUCAAUACCAGCUUGGCGAAGCCGUCCUUUAUACUACUAAAAGUACCAGAUUGGCAUGGUAUAUGCACACAUUCUAGACACCCUUCUGCAUACUCCGGGUCAG
This is a messenger RNA of Pyricularia oryzae 70-15, 607 nucleotides long. RefSeq lists its product as uncharacterized. The coding region runs from base 242 to 409 and encodes 55 amino acids. The record is from RefSeq and is a predicted model, not a curated record. The transcript has a single exon. Lineage: Eukaryota; Fungi; Ascomycota; Sordariomycetes; Magnaporthales; Pyriculariaceae.